Camelina sativa (false flax) is the source of this 1218-nucleotide messenger RNA. NCBI's taxonomy places the organism in Eukaryota, Viridiplantae, Streptophyta, Magnoliopsida, Brassicales, Brassicaceae. The record is from RefSeq and is a predicted model, not a curated record.
ACGGCGGUUGUCUUGCUCGCCGACGGCGGAUGGAGUGUGCCGCGCGUGGCUUUGCGACGCGGUGCGUUGGUCCACCGACGCGGAGGUGUGGCCAGUGUGGUGCUGUGGCGUAUUGCUCCGUCUCUCAUCAGACUUCACAUUGGAGUUAUCACAAGGAAGAAUGUGAGAGAUUAGAAGAGCAAAUGCGUCGUGUUGAUCUGUUAAAUGAUUUCCCAUUUACAUUUACAGAAGAUGCUACGGUUCAGGUUAAUGAUCACUUAUGGAUGAUAUUGAGGAAUCUAAUGCCUUUUUGUCCUUUAUAUCCAGUUACAAAACAGCUUUGUAGUUGGACGGACUAUUUCGAGUGGAGAAAGAUACCUCUAGAUUCUCCUGUAGCUCUACUUCUCCACUGGCCACUUACGAUAUACCAUGCAAUUCAAGCCAUUGGGAUGGGAAAUUUGACUCCCCAAAUAAGUGAUGAACUUCGUAUACAUUAUCUUGGGCCUCAGAAAGAGCUUGGCCAACUUGGUGUCUUCGCUGAGCUGCAAGCCCUCUUCCCUGGUUUGCGCAUACGCGUAGAACUUGUUGGACCUGACGUUCCACAACAUAUGGAUGGAGAGAUGAUCUCGCUUAGCAGAUACUCCCCUUGCAUGGAAGAAGAAUGUAAAUGUCAUUAUUCAAGCGAAAUUCCCCAUGCCAGUAACGAAUCUGCCUUGUCUUCAGCUGUGUCGUUACAGCUCCAUAGAGGAUUUUACCAUGAUCGUUACAGUGACAUAAUAAAGGAUUCACCUCCUCCUCACAUAGUGAUUGCUCCAAACGCUGGUGUCGCUGCAUAUCCAAGUUGGUUGCCAACUAUUGAACUGAUAAAGGAGAUAAAAGUCCUAGCUGUAUUCACAGAUUACUGUGAAGAAGCUUGUCAUCUGGCGGCUUGUUGUAUCAAAACAAUCACAGGACAACCUCUAUCAUUACCUAUUGAGUUGAAUCCAUUCAGACAGCCGAUGGCCGUGGAGGAGAGUCCUCUGUUUAUCCCUUGCUACUCAAACUGCUUCAUCUUCGCAAUGUAAAAAACUCUACAAAGUUAAUGCAUUUGACCAACAUUAUCUAUUCAAUAAAUGUAAAACCAUGUCACAUCAUUUUGUUUUGGUUGUUGUAGUUAAUUUAUGUAGAUAGGACCAUCAAGUGCAUUACAUACAAUCAUUUUAGUCUUUUAAUUCUUAGGUGAACAGUUUUUAUCCCAUC